AUGAGCCGGGGCAGAGCUCCGGCCUGGGAUGCGGGUAGGGUGGACCAGGAGGAUGGGGGUGAUGGUAAGGCGGGCGCGGGUUGGAACGGCGAGCAAAACUGGCGAUGGACGGGCUCGUCAUACGACAGAGCCACGGGUACGGGGUGGUUGACGAAAGGAAUUGUGACAAAAAGGUACGACGGCCAGGACCCCGAGGCUGAUGUGGUGCCGGGGGGGGUGGCUCAUAGUCCCAUGGGCCAAAUGAGCCACCGGGCGGCCAGUCUCGACGCCGGGAACAACUCGGUGCGGGUGCAGCGCAUGAGCGGGUGGGUGUCCGGUGUUGCCAACGGCCUCUUGGGAUGCGACUUUGCACGCCCGUAUGUCAGGGCCAGCAGGGACUCGGGAGGGAAUUGA
Messenger RNA from Colletotrichum orchidophilum, 393 nucleotides. RefSeq lists its product as uncharacterized. The transcript is spliced from 2 exons. The record is from RefSeq and is a predicted model, not a curated record. NCBI's taxonomy places the organism in Eukaryota, Fungi, Ascomycota, Sordariomycetes, Glomerellales, Glomerellaceae. The coding region runs from base 1 to 393 and encodes 130 amino acids.